GAUGACACCUCCGGAAAUCACAGACUCCGACGGAAUCGCUGUAGGAUCCAAGCUUGGUUCUCUGGUGCAGAGCGAAGCACUUGAGCUUUUUUGCACCCCACCGCAAGAGUUUCCGAGUGCACGCAUCCGCUGGCAGCUUCAAGACCAGUGGGGUCCCUCGUCUUCCAGCGCCGCUGGCACGACGGUGUUGGUUAGCGGCACUGGCUCUCUGCUGCGCAUCGAGGCGCUCGACCGACGCCACCACGGACUGAAGCUGCGCUGUACCGCGAGCCGACCCGUGGCCGGUGCUGCGUCGGCCGCUGUCACGCUGGACGUCUUCCUGGCUCCAGUUCAGGCCCUGCUCGUGCGCCGGGGUCCCUUGGUGGCUGGCGUGACAGCCGAGCUGGAAUGCGUCGCCUGGGGCUCACGUCCCGAGCCGACGCUUCACUGGACGCUGGGCGGUCGUCCGAUGGCAUCGGCGUUCAGCCACUGGGACGGCCGGAACGUGAGCACGGCCACAGUCACGCUUAGACCGGCACCAGCUGACCACGGACGUCGCCUCGUGUGCACAGCCAGCAACCCCAGAACUCCUGCCGUUCCGCCUGUGCAGGACUCUCGUCGACUGGACGUGCACUACCCUCCGGAGGUGCAGCUGGAGACGUGCAACGCAGCAACAGGCUGGGCGUGUCUUCGCUGUCGGGUGGAUGCGAACCCGCCUCCGCUGCGGCUCACCUGGACGCGAGACGGAGAGCCGAUGCGGGACGUGCCCCCACUGUCCGCCGUGCUUCGAUGGCGGCAGAAGCAAGGCCGACUGGAGCACUACGCUUGCGCCGCAGAAAACCCUCUUGGCGCAGCGUCCAGUCGACCGGUGGGGCUAAUACUGCUCGAGAAGCAUGGGAAGGCGACCAUGUCGACGGCCCUAACUGCAGCGCUGCUUCUCCUGCUCGCUCUCGUGCUGCUACUCGUGGCAUUCCUCUGCAUACUGGCGUGGAAUAGACGCCGACUGUGGCUGCGAGGGCUGCGUGGUCGAGCCAGAGGACAACGUAGCGGCGAGGUGUUGCGCGCGGCCUCGUACACUGGGCAAACUGCGUCGUUCGAACGCGCAGAGGCCCACAAGCCUGCGUAGGCCAGACCUCUUCAGCUUACGAAAGUUGCAAUGCUACAUCUUGUACACCACACGAGUGGAAACAAACGAUA
Molecule: messenger RNA, 1176 nt
Organism: Rhipicephalus sanguineus (brown dog tick)
Lineage: Eukaryota; Metazoa; Arthropoda; Arachnida; Ixodida; Ixodidae
Product: nephrin-like
Exons: 5
Coding region: 2-1105 (367 amino acids)
Source: RefSeq, a predicted model, not a curated record